CUUCCCGCCGGGUCCCCCCCGCUCUCUCUCUCUCCUCCUUGCCCGGCUAUUCCCACUGCUCCAACACCUUUACCGCCUCCUCCCCUCUCUCCACAAAUCAUGGCUGAUCCCGAUAACGGCUGGCGAUUUGCCCAAUGCUUCGGCGAUAAGGGCGACGUCGAAGAUGUCACCGAAGCCGACAUCAUCUCGGCCGUUGAGUUCGAUGGAACCGGCGAUUAUCUAGCAACGGGCGAUAAGGGCGGCCGUGUCGUUCUCUUUGAGCGCAACGAAGGCAAAAAGGGCUGCGAAUACAAGUUCUUCACCGAGUUCCAGUCCCACGAGCCCGAGUUUGACUACCUCAAGAGUUUGGAAAUCGAGGAAAAGAUCAACAAGAUCCGAUGGUGCAAGCGACAGAACGCCGCCCACUUCCUGCUCUCCACCAACGACAAAACCAUCAAGCUCUGGAAGAUCUUUGAAAAGAACAUCAAGGUCGUUGCCGAAAACAACCUCGACCUUGGAACAAACGGCCUGCAGGCAAACAGACAGCUCCGCAUGCCCAAGCUCGUUCACCACGACACCAUGAUCUCGGCCAUCCCGCGUAAGAUCUAUCAGAACGCCCACGCCUAUCAUAUCAACUCCAUUUCCGUCAACUCGGAUGGCGAAACGUACCUCUCGGCCGAUGAUCUCCGAAUCAACCUCUGGAACUUGAACAUCUCGGACCAAAGCUUCAACAUUGUGGACAUCAAGCCCGUGAACAUGGAGGAGCUGACCGAGGUUAUUACGGCCGCCGAGUUCCACCCCGUCCACUGCAACAUGUUCAUGUACAGUAGCAGCAAGGGCACGAUUAAGCUCAACGACAUGCGAAUGUCGGCGCUUUGCGACAGCCACUCGAAGCUCUUUGAAGAGGAGGAGGAUCCCCAGAACAAAUCCUUCUUUUCCGAAAUCAUCUCCUCAAUAUCCGAUCUGAAGUUCAGCCGCGACGGCCGAUACAUUCUAUCGCGCGACUAUCUGACAUUGAAGAUUUGGGACUUGAACAUGGAAAGCAAGCCUGUCCAGACGAUCAGCAUCCACGAUCACCUCCGCAGCAAGCUUUGCGAUCUCUACGAGAACGACUGUAUCUUUGACAAGUUUGAGUGCAACUUUAGUGGCGAUGGCUCCUCCAUGUUGACGGGCUCCUACAACAACUUCUUCCACAUCUUCGACACCGUCAACAAGACCGACACCAUCCUCCAGGCCGACAAGAGUGCCUUCAAGGCCAAGAAAGUUGGUUCAUCAAAGAACAAGCCCAAUGCCGGCCGCAAAUCCAAAAGAGAAGAGUUCACCAACAUGGAUACCUUGGACUUUUCCAAAAAGAUCUUGCAUGCGUCAUGGCAUCCACGAGAAAACACCAUCGCACUUGCGGCCACCAACAACCUAUUCCUCUUCCAACAGCAGCAUUUCUAAUGUUGUAAAUACUUUGAUUCCUUGUUGAGAGCGAUGUGCCCCCCCCCUCAAUUCAAUCUAGGCCAAUAUCUAAUUGUACCGCCGCUCAGAUGACGAGCUGAUCAUGUCCCAUACUCGCCGCCUCCCACACCCUUGCCUCACUCUCGACCCUCUCCGAUGAUUAUUGUUUAUUACAGUCCCACGAGCGCCACCCUGCCUUUCUUUGCCCUCCUUAUCGCUUCCGUUCUCUCUCUCACUCUAUCUCUCUAUCUCUCUCUUUGCGAUUGCGUUUCGAUUCUUUUCUUCUUCUCUCUGUUCUUUAUUUGUGCUUGGAUUGCUUGUGUUGUUAUUGCCCCCCCUCCUUCUCUCUCAUGAUCUCCUCCGCCCCUUCCUCUCUUUCCUUCUCCCCUCCCCCUCCCACCACACUCUUCCCCUCUCUCGUCUUACCUUCGCUUCAACUCUUUCUGCCGAAUAUACAGCGUGUUCAUACAGCUUA
Messenger RNA from Polychytrium aggregatum, 1897 nucleotides. RefSeq names its product WD40-repeat-containing domain protein. Gene Ontology annotation, molecular function: protein binding; protein phosphatase regulator activity. The record is from RefSeq and is a predicted model, not a curated record. Lineage: Eukaryota; Fungi; Chytridiomycota; Chytridiomycetes; Polychytriales. Bases 100 to 1422 code for a protein of 440 amino acids. Gene Ontology annotation, cellular component: cytosol; protein phosphatase type 2A complex. The transcript has 9 exons. Gene Ontology annotation, biological process: peptidyl-serine dephosphorylation.